Molecule: messenger RNA, 516 nt
Organism: Penicillium olsonii
Lineage: Eukaryota; Fungi; Ascomycota; Eurotiomycetes; Eurotiales; Aspergillaceae
Source: the annotation of a GenBank genome assembly
AUGAUGUUCCUUCGAAGCCUCGCCAAAGCCCUCUCGCUAGGCACUCUCCUCUUUGCCUCAACCGGCUAUUGCGGCCAGAAGCUCAACGCCGUCUGGAGUACCAGCAGCUACUCAACCAUAUCCCCUCCGAAAGGCGACUCGAUGAUCGGGCACAAGGACGGCUUCUCUCUCCUCAAGGAGGACGGAUCCCAAGUCUUCAACGUCGCCUACCCCGAUGGCUACUCCCCCUGUAUGGGCGGGCGUGGUGCUCUCUACUCCCUUACUGGCGGGUGCCUGAAAGAUGAUGGCGAGUUCCAAUUCUACUGCUACACGCAUAUGGAGACGCCGGACAAGUGCGCCGUUCGCGACAAGAAUGGUGUGGAUAUUGCCACUGCAAAUGGCAAAGACGACACCAACUUCAUUGGAAUUGCAAUUACCAUUGAUGGAUACUGCGGUGUAUCUUUCGAGCUGUCUGAUGAUGUGGACUGUCAGCCUGGUGUGACUGGGUUCCAAAUGAAAAAGAUUCACGGAGCCUGA